This is a messenger RNA of Cloeon dipterum, 2730 nucleotides long. RefSeq names its product phenoloxidase 1-like. The record is from RefSeq and is a predicted model, not a curated record. NCBI's taxonomy places the organism in Eukaryota, Metazoa, Arthropoda, Insecta, Ephemeroptera, Baetidae. The transcript is spliced from 11 exons. The coding region runs from base 111 to 2639 and encodes 842 amino acids.
GUCUGCAAACUAUAUAAAAGCUCGCCUCACGUAAUAUCCUCGCCACUCCUGUGAGGUCUCCUCGCAGAUCCUCAUGUUUGACUUGGCACACGCGUGAAAACCCUUUCACCAUGAUUUUAAAGCUGACACCGUUGAUCUUGCUGAUUGCUGCGGCGGAGUGCCAAUUCCAAUCCCAGGAUGCGACGCUGGCCAUGCUUGAGCGAGUCAAUGAGCCGCUGUUUAUUCCUAAGUGCGAAACGGGCGUGAUGCUUGAGGUUCCCACUGAUUAUCUGCCAUCGGGCUAUCAAGCGGCGGCAAUUCAAAACCAGUUGAACAACCGAUUCGGAAAAAGAAUCCAGAUUCCUAUUAAGAGGAUUCAGAUACCUGACGUAAGCGAUCUGUUGGCUCUUCCUCGAUUGGGAACCUUCUCCACGUUCGUUCCACGUCAUCGCAAGUUGUCUGCUCGACUUAUCACAUUAUUCAUGGAAAUGCGAACAGUGGAAGAUUUCUUUGCGCUAGCCGCCUACUUGCGAGACAGAAUCAACCCCAGUCUGUUUGUCUACGCGUUUUCAGUGGCCAUAAUGAACAGGCAAGACACAAGAAACGUCCGCUUGCCGCCUGUUUCGGAAACUUUCCCUGGCAGAUAUGUCGACGGCUCCGUUUUUGUGAGGGCCAGAGAGGAAUCCUAUAUUUUAACCGACAGUCUUGUUGACAUGAGGGCGACUAUUGAAAUCCCGCAAGAUUACACGGCGACCCAGCGCGAGCCAGAGCACAGAGUAGCCUACUUCCGUGAAGACUUGGGAAUUAAUUUGCACCAUUGGCACUGGCACUUGAUAUACCCCUUCGAGGGACCGAGGGAAGUUGUGCAGAAAAACAGACGUGGCGAACUCUUCUACUACGCUCACCAGCAAAUCAUCGGCAGAUACGAUUUCGAGAGACUGUGCAAUAAACUUCCUAGGACUGUCCGACUCCAGAACUUCGCCGAGCCUAUUCCUGAAGCGUAUUUCCCGAAACUGACCUCACAGAUUGCCAGUCGCAACUGGCAGUCAAGACCAGGGGGAUUAAGAAUGCGGGACAUCAACAGAGAAGCUGACCAGCUCAAGGUCGACAUCGCCGAUUUGGAAAGAUGGCGUGCCCGAUUUUUGGAAGCAAUUGAGCGAGGCAGAGUUGAAUCAACUAACGGAACAUCUAUUCCCCUAACGGAACAAAAUGGCAUUGACAUUCUCGGCGAUAUGAUGGAGCCCUCACAAUACAGUAUCAACCCUCAACUUUACGGCCAGCUGCACAACAUGUUGCACGUCGUGAUUUCUCUUAUUCACGAUCCAGACCACAGAUUUUUGGAAACCUUCAGUGUCAUCGGUGAAUCGUCCACUGCGAUGCGCGAUCCUGCUUUCUAUCGUAUUCACUCGCUCGUCAAUGACAUUUUUAACAACCACAAACAACGGCUGCCCAGGUACACCGUACAACAGCUUGAAUUCCAAGGAAUUCAAUUGAGAGGAAUCGAAAUAAGCACAAGAGGCACUACCCAGCGAAACACAUUCAUGACCUUCUGGGAAAAGAGUACUGUCGACCUCAGUCGUGGGAUGGACUUCUUCCCUCGAGGGCCUGUUUUCGCUCGCUUUACUCAUUUGCAGCACUUGCCUUUCACUUUGAACGUCGACGUUAACAACUCUGGCCCUAGAAGACAAGCUUUAGUUCGAGUUUUCCUCGCACCAAAACUGGAUGAGCGUGGCCGAGACAUGCCUUUAGUAGAGCAACGCAAUAUGUUCAUUGAACUUGACAAAUUCCUUUUUGAUCUGCAACCUGGAGCAAACAAAAUCGUCCGUAACUCUGUCCAGUCGACUGUGAGCAUUCCCUUUGAACAGACAUUCCGCGACCUUGAAACUGGAAGGCCACCAGCAAACAACACUGGUGGCUCAGACAAUUUCAACUUCUGCGGAUGUGGAUGGCCACACCACAUGUUGAUUCCUAAAGGAACGGUUGAGGGAUUCCCUAGCAUCCUGUUUGUCAUGAUUUCAAACGCUGAGACCGAUUGGACCCCAAGACGCAAUACCGCGAACAACGUGUGCUCUGAAGCAGCCGCUUACUGCGGAAUCAGAGGCGAAAAUUAUCCAGAUCGAAGAGCCAUGGGUUACCCCUUCGACCGUCUCCCGAGACAGAAUGCCGUGACCUUGCAGACCUUCCUGACGCCCAACAUGGGAAUCCAGGAAGUAGUCAUCAGAUUCAACGACACCGUUGUUGACAAGACUCCAAAUAAUGGUCGAGCGCCGAGAUCCCAAAUCUGGAACCCGUCCAACACUAGAAAUCCGUCGCAGAGACCAGCAAUCAACACCCAAUCCAACCAAAACUUAUCUCCCAACCCUGCAAAUGGUCGUCCAAACACCAAUCCUCGUCCAAAUACAAACAAUCGCCCAAACAUUCCUAACAACCCCAACAAUCGCCCAAACAUUCAAAAUCAACCCUGGAAUUCAAACCAACGUCCACCUCAAGGUGGUCGCGGUGGGCCGAACCCUCAGACAUUUGACUGGCAAAAUGGCCCGCGUCCAGGAGGCCGACCAUCCUCACCAAACAACUUCUUUAGCUCCCAAGGUAAUUUUGAUAGGGGUCAAUCACAGCCAAUCGCCUUCCCUGGACGGACUGGUGGAUAUGGCGGUAAAUAAAAUGUUCUAAUGUUGUAAAUGCUCAAGAAUUAUGCUAAAAAAAUGUUGAAACUAAUCUACUUUUGAUUGCAAUAAAGCAAAUUAUUUACAG